AUGUGCUGGCACAUAGGAGUUUCAAGACGCUUCCUAUGGGUGUCACAAUCCAACUUCCAGACUUUUUCUCAAGCGUCAACACCAAAACCGAGCAUAUUCCCGCUAUCCGCUCGCUGGCACUGGGUGCAAAUGUUCGGGAGCCACCUGAAAAAUUAUCACAACGUCUGGCUAAGCGCAUUCUACAUGAAAUAUGAAUUCCGACCCAUAAUUGCAUCGAAGACGCACGCUGAUCUGCGACUCGGACCUGCAAGGAACACAUGGUUGCAAAAUUACAACGGACGAUUGCAACCAGUCACCGGAGCUUCAGGUGCGCUCUGCUACAUAACUAUGGCACCCUACAGCGGUCAAUUCUCUCUGGUAUGCCAUGUUGAACAUAAUACCGGACUGCGAUUCCCUCUGCAAUACCGCCGUCCCACACUACACUUUCCUCAAUUCUCUCUACCUGGAAUAUCCUUAUUAAAAACUAUCUAA
This is a messenger RNA of Dujonia railenensis, 471 nucleotides long. Lineage: Eukaryota; Fungi; Ascomycota; Pichiomycetes; Serinales; Debaryomycetaceae. The record is from the annotation of a GenBank genome assembly.